Phycomyces blakesleeanus NRRL 1555(-) is the source of this 720-nucleotide messenger RNA. RefSeq lists its product as hypothetical. The coding region runs from base 1 to 720 and encodes 239 amino acids. The record is from RefSeq and is a predicted model, not a curated record. Lineage: Eukaryota; Fungi; Mucoromycota; Mucoromycetes; Mucorales; Phycomycetaceae. The transcript has 9 exons.
AUGAGAUGGAAUAAGACGGAAUGGAAUGAGUUUAUUACCACUGAAGAAGGUUUUGAAAAAGAAAAUAGUGUAUUGCUUUUGAGCGUUGAAUGCGGUGGAGUUGGUGUUGGUGCAGGUUUCAAAAAAGAGAACGUUACUGUGGUUGUUGGUUUCAAUUUUGAUAGUGCGGUGGAGUUGGUGUUGUGCGGUGGAGUUGGUGUUGGUGCAGGUUUCAAAAAAGAGAACGUUACUGUGGUUGUUGGUUUCAAUUUUGAUAGUGCGGUGGAGUUGGUGUUGUGCGGUGGAGUUGGUGUUGGUGCAGGUUUCAAAAAAGAGAACGUUACUGAGAUUGUUGGUUUCAAUUUUGAUAGUGCGGUGGAGUUAGUGUUGUGCGGUGGAGUUGGUGUUGGUACAGGUUUCAAAAAAGAGAACGUUACUGUGGUUGUUGGUUUCAAUUUUGAUAGUGCGGUGGAGUUAGUGUUGUGCGGUGGAGUUGGUGUUGGUACAGGUUUCAAAAAAGAGAACGUUACUGUGGUUGUUGGUUUCAAUUUUGGUAGUGCGGUGGAGUUGGUGUUGUGCGGUGGAGUUGGUGUUGGUACAGGUUUCAAAAAAGAGAACGUUACUGUGGUUGUUGGUUUCAAUUUUGAUAGUGCGGUGGAGUUGGUGUUGUGCGGUGGAGUUGGUGUUGGUACAGGUUUCAAAAAAGAGAACGUUACUGUGGUUGUUGGUUUCAAUUUUUAA